AUGGACGCGGCACUGAGGACCAGCAGCAUGCUGGCCAUGGCUACUGCUGCACUCUGCCUGGUGUUUCUGACUGGACUUGCGCAGGCAGAAAUGUGUGACCUGAGCGGCUCGGUUGGGGAGGCGCUGUCGGUUCCAUCUCUGUGUGACACCAAGAGUCACAUCCUGAUUUGGACCCACAACAGCAGCAUCAUCUUCUACAGGGAGCGAGGUCGAGUGUCCCUGGGGAAAGAUGAAGACGUAUCUGCUGACGGGUGUCUGCAGCUGAAGAGCCUCCGCUUCUCCAGCGCUGGAGUCUACCAGGCUCAGGUCCAACUUCCAAACAAGACUGUGGUCAAGUCCUGGUCAGGACAUCUGUGUGUGACAGAGAAGACGAAGAGGAUACCGAAGCCUCAGCUGGUGUACAAGUGCGACUUCCCGACCAACAGCGCUCUGCUUGACUGCUCCGUGCCUCUGCCUCAGGGUUUGACCUUCUCCUGGAUGCAGGACAGAAAAGCUCUGAGCAACGAGAAGGGAAAAACUCUCAAUGUGUCUCUGAGCCGGCUAACAGCAGGGGGCAUCUUCUCCUGCAGCGUGUCGAACAAAAUGGGCGAGGAGAAGGCCGAGGCCACCCGAGUGCUCUGCGUCCCGCCACGACCGCCGCCGGCACCGCUCUGCUUUGCACCCAGAAGUGUUGUAGCGGUGUCGGCUGGAGCGGCAGCGACCAUUCUGCUGCUGCUGAUCACUGUCAUGGCACUGGCCUGUAGCCUGAGGCAAACCAGAAGACAGCUGCGGGACAAAGGCCGGGUCAGGAUGGGAUCACUUCAGAGGCUGGAAGCAGAACCAGUGGAUCUGGAGUACGAGACCAUGCACCAUCCAGAGGAGCCUUCCACCCAGAGACUCCACCCACAAGUCGUCUACCUGAACGUGUCGGACAACCCUUCAGGUCAGGCUGACGACACGCCCCACUGCCCAGCAGGGGCGCCAUCACCGGUGCCCAAACCAAGAACGAAAGGCCAGCUGAAGCAGAGCCAGUGAUGCUCCGAAGAGGUCGCACCUAAGUAGCUCCACAGAGGUCUGGAAUCUGAACGAAUAUCCUCACAAAUACAUGACUGGAUGUUAGUAAUGCAAGUAACAAGGUGUUUAUCCAACUAACAA
Molecule: messenger RNA, 1134 nt
Organism: Synchiropus splendidus (mandarinfish)
Lineage: Eukaryota; Metazoa; Chordata; Actinopteri; Syngnathiformes; Callionymidae
Exons: 1
Coding region: 1-1014 (337 amino acids)
Source: RefSeq, a predicted model, not a curated record